AUGCCGUUCCGCGCGCGAUGCGGCGGCGCCGUCGCCCCGGCGUCGUCCGCGCGUCGUCGCGCGGCGCGAGGGUCCAGCAGAGCCGUGACCGCGCGCGCGAGCGCGGACGACGAGAUCUACCGCGUCAUGUCCGCGAACCAGGAGGUCUCCGUCGUCGCCGUCGUCGGCACGAAGGUGGUCGCGGACGCGGUGUCGCGUCACAAGACCGCGCCGACCGCGACCGCGGCGCUCGGGCGAACGAUGCUCAGCGCGCUCCUCCUCGGCGUCUUCAAAGGCGACGACGAGACGGUCCAAAUCACGUUCAAGGGCGACGGCCCGAUAGGAACGAUCAUGGCGAUCAGCGACAACCGCGGGAUGGUGAAGGGGAUGUGCGCGAACCCGAGCGCGGACCCGCCGCUGCGCCCCGACGGCAAGCUGAACGUCGGCGCGGCGGUCGGCAAAGGCAUUCUGAGCGUCUCGCGCGCGCACCCGGACUGGAAGCAGCCGUUCACCGGCAUGGUGAACAUCGUCACCGGCGAGAUCGCGGAGGACGUCGCGACGUACAUGCUCGAGAGCGAGCAGGUCACGUCCGCGAUCGCGGUCGGCGUGAGCCUGGACAGGGCCCUGGAGAUUCGAAGCGCCGGCGGGUACAUGGUGCAGGUGUUGCCGUUCGCGUCCGAGGAGACGGUGAGCGCGUUGGAGAAGAGCAUCGCGGCGCUGCCGUCGACGACGGACAUGAUCGCGGACGGGUGGGACGCGCGGACGAUCGCCGCGAAGGUGUUGGGCGACCUCGGCGUGAUCGAGGACACGGCGAGCAGGUCGACGCCGUCGUACGGGCCGUGCGAUUUGGACGAUUUGCGGACGCGGAUGAUGCGCGCGCUCGCGUCGAUGGGGCGGGCGGAGGUGGAGAGCAUCAUCAAGGAGCAAGGGGUCGUGGAGAUGACGUGCGAAUUUUGCAAGGACACGAUCGUGUUCACGGAGCAGGAGCUCCUCUCCGCGAAGGAUGAAAUUUGA
This is a messenger RNA of Micromonas pusilla CCMP1545, 993 nucleotides long. RefSeq lists its product as uncharacterized. The coding region runs from base 1 to 993 and encodes 330 amino acids. The record is from RefSeq and is a predicted model, not a curated record. The transcript has 2 exons. Gene Ontology annotation, molecular function: protein folding chaperone. Gene Ontology annotation, biological process: protein refolding. Gene Ontology annotation, cellular component: cytoplasm. Lineage: Eukaryota; Viridiplantae; Chlorophyta; Mamiellophyceae; Mamiellales; Mamiellaceae.